Molecule: messenger RNA, 4254 nt
Organism: Pseudovirgaria hyperparasitica
Lineage: Eukaryota; Fungi; Ascomycota; Dothideomycetes; Acrospermales; Acrospermaceae
Exons: 3
Coding region: 1-4254 (1417 amino acids)
Biological process (GO): deadenylation-independent decapping of nuclear-transcribed mRNA
Cellular component (GO): P-body
Molecular function (GO): protein binding
Source: RefSeq, a predicted model, not a curated record
AUGGCGGAUCUUUCGGAGCUUUUCGCCCGACUAAAGAGCCCUAACACACCUGCCGACUCUCCACAGCAAAAUUCCUAUCAACCUUCUGUUUCGUCACCUAUCGUCUCGCCUCAACCCAGUGGUCCUCAACCACAUCACCCGUCUGCAAUCAUGAGCCCAGCUAUGUCUGGAGGUAACACUCCAGGCGCGGAAGGUGGUAAUGAUCGUACGACGAGCUUGCUGAACUUGCUGAAGUUCAAUCAACCGCAACAGUCGAUACCUCCGCGUCAACCUUAUACAGAGCUCCGUCGGCACCCAUCCUCUAAUCAAAAUUUACCCUCAGCUACCUCAACACCAACCGCACGUCCAGUAUCAGCCUCAGAUCUCGUUGCUUCUUUCAUGAAGAAGCCCUCGUCUUCAUUGGCUAUGCAUAGUCCCGCCGAAGCUUCGCCUGCCUCUGUUCGAGCAGAACCUCAUCACACCUCUUCUACGGAAAACCCUCAAGAUCUUCUAUUGAAGCUGCUAAACAACCCGCGCUCUUCGGCAACGCAGAGUGAGGCUGGAUCUGUGCGUCAUUUAGAUCUCGGCAAAUCUCAGAGUCUCAAGUCACCAUCCACGUCCUUUCCGGACUUAGCCGAGCCCUUGCAUACUACACAUGAUUCAGAUGUACCAGCCAUUACUAGCUUGGGUAACACCGGAGCGGCUCCAUCUGGAUCAAUGUUCACCUAUGCCAACCCUUUCGAUCAGCUUGAAAGAUCUUCCCCGCUUAAUCGGAACGGCCGUUCAGCACCACAGCGUGUGGCUCAGCCUCAAAUCGACAGGGUAAAGAUUACUACUGUACCAAGCCUUGAAUCUCAGCCCCCGGUUCACUCGCCUGUUCGUAUCAUACAGGGCCCGGCGAAGGCCGAGAUCAGUCACGAAACAGUGUCAGACGCCGUUGGUGAACUUGGCCAACAGGUUGAAAAAGAGCUAGAUGACGUACUAAGUGAAGUCGCAACGAUAGGCAAGAAUGGCAAGGUCGUGCCUGCUGCUGUCAUUGCCGCAGCUACCAACAAUGAAGCCAAACGUGCUGGUGAGGAUCACGCUCAUGAGCUCGCGGACAAAGCCUUGGAAGCAAAUUCCGCGGAAGCUUUGAAACUCGCUGCAGCUGGAGUUGGUGACAAUGUUGCUGAUAGCUGGGAAAGUGCAGAUGCUGAAGACAGCCCGUCUCAAGGCGACGAGACCGUCAAAGUCUACAACUUUCCCAUGCGCCCUUUCACAGCAAUCGACAUUAUCAAGCUGCAGGACAAGCCGCCUACUUUCCGCGCGAGCACUAUCAUGGAGAUCGCUAAGCUCAAGAAGGACUUUGACCAGAUGGACCGCCAACUUGUAUGCGCCUCCAAGAACUUCAUUGCUUAUGCUACAUUGAAACCUCUCGGCUUUCGUGUUAUUCGUCAGGAAACUGGCCAAUAUCGAGCCGCCUUCUCAAGUUCGAAGGAACGGAUUUUCAACAUCUCUAUAUGCACUCCAGCGCCAGGGUCUGCCGCUACGGAACAUGAGACCAUCCUCGGGACUGGUAUGAAUGGUAGCAUCUUCUGGACUCAAGUUGCCGCUGUAUCCGGUGACGCUUUUGAGGAAGAGAAUCUCGACGAUGCUGGGUUCAUAUUCCCACCCGCUCCCGUUCACGAUGACAAUACCUCUGGUGGUCAACUUAAGACUCGAGCAAAGACAAGCACGCGUCACCCCGAGUUCUUCGCCGUUGGCCGUGGAAAAUCUAUACAUUUGGUGUACCCUAAGGUCGCUCGGACCAACAGAUACACCAACAUAAAGACACGUACAUGUGACAGCGAGAGGUACUUGAAAGAGCGCUCUCUGAAGAUCCUGACUGGCAAAGCUGGAAAAGACUUUGCCUUCAGCGCGGAUGACUCGGUCAUUGUGUCUUUGGACAAAGCUGGGAAGAUGAGGUUCUGGGACAUUCGAACUUUGUGGGAUGCGGCAGAGGAGAAUCCAGCUGGCGCCUUCGAAGGUGUCACGAUCCGACAUCCGCUUUGGAGUCUGCAAACGACUUCGCCUAACGAGAAAUCGUGGCCCACUUCAGUAUUUUUCUUGGACAAAGAACGCCCUGUAAGUAAAGGUAUCGCUUUGAGGUACCUUGUCGUUGGCCAGAAGCAGAAUCAUACUCUGCAGCUUUGGGACCUCGGUUUGGGCAAAGCCGUCCAGGAACUGAACCUACCACACGACAAUGAAUCGGAUGCCAUUUGCACUGUUGCGUAUCACGCAAAGUCCGGAGUAAUGGUCGUUGGUCACCCAACCAGAAACUCAAUCUAUUUUGUUCACAUCUCUGCGCCCAAGUACAACCUAGCAGCCAUGUCCCAAGCGAAAUACAUUGGACAUCUCGCGGAACCAAAGUCGACCAUCGCUAAGCCUGAAUCCACUGCCAUCAUGAGCGGUAUUCGUGAAUACUCACUGGGUCCUAAGGGUAAGCUGCGCACUCUUCAUCUUCUGGAGGAGCACGCCGGCACGUCAGAAAGCUACGGUCCUGGAGAUGCGCCAGUAUUUGAGCUGUAUGUCGUCCAUUCAAAGGGCGUCAGUCUGAUAAGCAUCCAUCGCGAAGAUCUCGGAUGGACUAAGGACUUCCGCGUGACAAAUCCUGUAGAGGCAGCGACAACUGGCGCUGUGCAAGUCAGCUCUCUGCGACCUCCUCAGCCAGUAACAGAAGGAUCUACCAUUGGAUCUAGUAAUGGUGAUGCUCGUACUGCACCUUCAACGCAAGGAACAUCGCGCGAAAGCGCCAAGAAAGACACUGCUAGUUCAAGCACGUCAAGGGUUGUUCCGCAAACUCCAGAGGCUGCCAUUCGUGCCAGCACUCUCGCCAAGGUCGAGAACAAACAAGAGGCUGAGCGAGCAGCGAUUCUUAACAAUUCUGAGAAGUCUGAAAAGAAAAAGAAGAAGCGCGCGACCGAUACAGCGUCACAGACAUCGACUGCUCCUCGUCCCGCCACGUCCCAUGUCAUGCCAUCACCAUUGCCGUCAUAUGCGAAUGCCGCUCGACAGACUUCGCCAGCUGCCAAAGGGACUGAUGGCGAUGCACCAGCAUGGGCUCUGCGUUUGUUAAACCAGCCAGGAUCUGUUGCCCCAGCUGUCACGGACGGUCCUUUAUCCAGUCAACUGUCGAAAGCUUUGACCGAGCGUUUUGAUGACCUCUACAAACGUAUCGACAACGACAAGCGCGCCCUGGAUGCUUCGAGCGGAGCAAAGCAAGAAGCUGUUCUGCGCCUUGUCUCGAGCACUCUGAGUGACAAUCUUGACCAAGCUUUUAGCCGUCAUAUUCAGGAGUCGGUAAAGACCAGUAUCCUUCCCGCUCUCACGAACUCCGUGGGUGCUAUGGUAGGCCAGCAGAUCAACCUUGUUGUACCACGCGAAAUCAAAUCGACAUUGCCAGCUCUUGUCAGCAAGGCCAUGCAGGAGCCUGACACUCUUCGUAUCAUCUCCGAUCUCGUUGCCAGUAAGGUGACGAAGACCAUUGAGACCCAGAUAUCAGCUUCCUUUCAGAACCUUGGCCCCUCGCUUGCCAGCGUAGUCUCCAAUACUGUCAAACAAACCUCAAGCCAGGCUGACCAUCGCUUGGCUGAGCAGCUGCGCCAGGCUGAUAUGCAACGUCAAGCCGAUGCGUCCAAGAUUGUACAGUUAAUCGGAAUGGUACAAGAGCUUUCAGAAAGUGUGGCGGUGAUGCGCUCAUCGCAGACUGACGCUCGGAACGAAAUUUCCCGGCUCCAACAACAGUUGAUUGAAACUCAGUCUCGCGAAACUACAGUUGAAUCUGUCGUCACUGAGCCCAAGGUAGAAGAGCAGGAUUCGGAGUUGAAUACCAUCCAUGGGUUGAUCAAUAGUGGUCGAUACGAGGACGGCACCAUCAUGUGGCUUCAAUCGCCUCGCCAGGCCGAGCUCUUCGACCUUUUGUUCAUGCGUUUUGGUCCUAACUUUAUUAAACACCUGUCUUCUCUGGUAUCUUUGUCAGUUGCUGCCGCAACGACCGCCAACCUAGAGUCGAACCUGGCGCAACGUUUGGACUGGCUUGAUACCGUACUUAUUUCACUCGACCCUACAGAUCCUGAAAUUGUUGAAGUCGUCCCGCAAAUUAUGGAAGUCAUUGGUACCCGUUUGCGAGACGUAUACAUGCAGAUUUCCGAAAGUGAGGGCAGUUCUGCUGCACCCCUUCGUCGUCUCUCUGGCUCCGUUCGACAAGCUAUGGAGGUAAAGGUGGCAGCUCAACGCCAUCUCUCGACCAGAGGAUGA